AUGCCAAGACAACGAACCUUUCUUAGGAAGGGAAACAGUGGCCGCGUGACGCCCGCCGUCACCAAGCCCAAACCCACCGAGGGCACGAUGCGCAAGCCGACUCCGCCAUACAAGGGCACCACGGGCGGUCCUAAGGCCGCAGUUCAAGAGCCCGAGAAAGAGGCACCAAGUGCGGCCAAACCUUUGACGGUCAAACGCCGCGCGCCAGAAACCGACGAGAGGCCUACGAAGCGGCUGAAACAGAACCCUCUUGACACCACGCCUACCGCUCGCAAGCGUCGUCGCGUCAUCGAGGACUCUGACGAUGAGGUAGAGGUGAAGAGGAAGGUGAAGCAAGGAGACGUGACCGACGCGGUGAACGUACGAAAGAUCGCUGCGCCGGUUGCCAAAAGCACUAUACAGGUGCAAUCCAAGGCUCCACCAGCACCGCCCAAGGCUCUGGGGGUCAAACCUAAGCCUCCACCAGUGCAGCUCAAGCCUGGACAGAAGAGGAAGGCCGACCCUUCUGUGGCGGCGGCGGACAAAGGCGAGACGCCUCACAAAGUGAGGAAGGUGCUUGCGCCGAAGAAGACCAAGGCGCUGGAGAACAUCCAGAAGCCGGUGGAGGUCAAAGAGCUGGUGCAGGUCAAGAAGCCGAUCGAAAGCCAGCCGCCAAAGGAAGCCAAAGACUUGAAUAUAGAUCAAGAGCCGAACGAAGCCAAGGCCACGCAGUCCACCAAGAAACCAGCGCGUCAGAAGAUUGCUGGCUCGAACCACAUCCAGUCCAUCAUGCCAGUACUUGCGGCUGUUCUAGAUCCGAAGGUCCUGCGAAGCGAGCUUGACCCUAUCACUCCAGCUGAAGAGCAUGCGGCAGACGCCCGGAAGAUGAUCAACAGCUUCAAGCAAGCAGAGAAAGACAGAAAGACCGUCGCAAGUGCCAUCAAAGCACUUCCACAGGCUACACUUCCUGCACGAGAGCAGCGGUGCCUCGAGGCGGCCCAAUUGCUGGCGGGUUUGGAGCAAGCGAACAAGGCUACCGAGGCAAAGAAGGCCCCGGCAGAUUACCUCUUCCAAUGUGUCUUCGCCCACUUCAACCGUAAGAGGAGCGGAGCGCCGCUGUGGGACGACGUUAGCCAGCAGGACCCCACUCACUUUUUGAUGGCGAUCCUUAACAGGCUAAGGGAUUUAGCGGUAGAUCUCGAGGGCGAAGCCGGAUCUGAAGACGCGCAGAUGACAUAUCUAGACGAGCAGUUCAGGUUCUACACCGACAACACCGUCACGUGCUCGGAAUGCGGCCACGAGACGAAGAUGACCGGCGCGGAUUGGGCACUACCACUCACAAUCACCCCAAAGAGCAUUGCCUUCCUUCUGGUUGAGUGGUUGACAGAUCCGUUCUUGGCGAAGGAGCAGACUAUCGCUCGAAGCUGCGAGAACUGCUGUGCCUGCACGGCCAAAUGCGGUGACUGCGAAAAGUGUGCUAAGAAAGUCGAAGGGACAGGGAAGCAUGUUGGAAUCAAAAAAGCGCCCAAGUACCUCACCGUCCGAAUUGGUCGCACCGAUGGCGCCGAUACCAAGAAGAGAACCCAAGCUGUCGAGCUUCCCAUCUUUGACACAGCCAAGAUCAAAGUCCCGGGCUCAACUGACGACGCAAUUGAGUACAAGCUGAAGGCAGUAGUCAAGCACAUCCAGCAUGCUAAGAACGACGGCCGCUUCGUUACCUAUGUCAUGGCCCAGGAUGACUGCUUCCGGUACUCUGGGAAGGAGGUUGAGCAUAUCGAAGAGAACCUGAGGCUCAGACUGCGGGAUAAUCCGAAGGAGCUGAGCCAUCUCGUCGUCCUAGAGAGGCAAGACGAAUCAGCAAAGCAGCAGUAG
Coniosporium apollinis CBS 100218 is the source of this 1851-nucleotide messenger RNA. RefSeq lists its product as uncharacterized. The coding region runs from base 1 to 1851 and encodes 616 amino acids. Gene Ontology annotation, molecular function: cysteine-type endopeptidase activity; cysteine-type deubiquitinase activity. The transcript has 2 exons. The record is from RefSeq and is a predicted model, not a curated record. Lineage: Eukaryota; Fungi; Ascomycota; Dothideomycetes. Gene Ontology annotation, cellular component: cytosol; nucleus. Gene Ontology annotation, biological process: protein deubiquitination.